CGUACAUCAUUGCGCAACGUUUGAAGCGCGAAAUAAUUUUUCUUCUUGCCUCAUUUGAAAACCGGCCUGGAAAAUCCUUUCAUAUCUUGUUCAUCUUAUCGUCAAAAGUACACAAUGAGCAAUGAAAAGACAUCUGACGAAGCUCCCGCAAGUCCUGACGUUCAUUUUGAACCGAUCGUCAACCUUCCCAAGAUAGAUGUCAAUUUCAAAGCACUGGAAGAAAACGAAGAAUUGCUCUUGAAACUACGUGCGAAGCUGUACCGAUUCGAAACCAGUGGUGAGGAAAACGAAUGGAAAGAGAGAGGAGUCGGUGAAAUAAAGAUUUUGAAAAAUAGUGAUAAGGGAACAUACAGAGUUCUCAUGAGAAGAGACAAGACGUUCAAAAUAUGUGCAAAUCAUUACAUUUCUAAAGAUAUGGAAUUAAGGCCAAAUUGUGGUAGUGAUAGAGCUUGGGUUUGGACAGCACCAGACUUUGCUGAUGAAGAAAUUAAAACGGAAACUCUGGCUAUAAGAUUUGCCAAUGCAGAAAAUGCUAAGAAGUUUAAAGAAGAGUUUGUCAAGGCCAGGGAUGAUAUUUCAACAAGCAAAACAACUAAUCCACAAGAAAGUAACAAGUUAGCACAAGAACUGGAAGGACUCAGUGUCAAGGAAAAUGAUGAUGACGAAGACAAAGAAAAUAAAUCAGAAAACACAGACAAUGAAACAGAGAGCAAGACUAGUGAAACUAAGGAAGCAAAAGAAUCAACAAGUACAGUUACUGAUGAUGAUAAAAUCAAAGAGCAAGAAACCACAGAAGAUACACCUGAAAAGUAAAGCUUAGAACUGUUCAAGAGCGGAUAAUGUAGAAUAUAAUGAUGCCUUGCAACUUGCAAAUUUUCCUAUGCUGCUGAAAACGUAGAAGAUAUCUUUAGGGAUACUUCAUAUUAAGUGUUAAUUUCCUUCUCUAUGGAGUAAUAUUUUGAUUAUCUACUGUAAAAUCCGCCCAAAUUUGCAAAAAAAAUUCCAGUUUGCAGCAUUCUUAGCCUCUUUUUUCAUGGCUCCACUUAUUUGAUUAUCUAAGAAAUCUCAAAUACUUUUAUGAAACAAGCUUUAGGGCAAAAUUAACUCAUACUGGUGCAAUUAGACCCAAGGGGCAUGCAAUGUAAGAUUAUUUUUGUUUUCUUUAAGGACAGAAUUGAAGUCUUUUUCUUCUCAUUUUGAAUCCUCUUUAGUGUUCACAUUGCAACUCUUUUCACUUAGCUCAUUUACUAAGAAACUAAGUAGUCCAGUCACACAAAUUGAGCUAAGAAUUACAUCAACAUUCUUCACUGUAUUUGCUUGCUUUUGAAUUUCUCCCCUUGUGCUUAUGGAUGCAAUUAUGGUCAGCUGUAAUCAUUUUUCCCAUAUUAUUAAGAAGGUAACUGUAAAUAAAUCUAACCCCUGGCAUGUGAGCAUUUCAUCUUCAGUAAUGCUGUCGAACUUUUAAGCCAAGUGGCCUUUACAAUAACAGAUUUUUUUAAAGUUAACAUUAAACUAAAAAUUAUAACAUCUUCCAAAGUUGCAACUAGAAAACGAUACAACAAACAACCAGUCACUCUACAGAAUUAGUUCAGAUGUAACUUGUAAGUUUUUCUCAAGCUCGUCAGAUUUUCAAGGUAUGUGUUUCCUACAUGCCAUAGGAUUUCUUGUUCUCUGUUUUUUCAUCCCAUCUCUUGACAAAAUUUCUUUGCUUUUGUAAGUCUUUUUUUAGGCAUUUUCAAUUUUUUUUGUAGAGACUAGAUUAGGUUUCUUCUUUUCUGUCAGCAGUUAGUUUGCUGGGAAAAUAGCAUUAUUUCUUGUCAACAUGUUGAGCAUGUUGAACAUAAGUAUUAGUUCCAGGUGAUUUCCAUUACAAACUUACAGUAGUUAAAUUUUAGCCUGUGUUUGACAUAAUAUACUUUUAACACAUUAAUUACAAAUGCAGUAUAGUAAUAUUUAUGUAAUAUAAGGAAUAAAAAUUGGUACACAA
This is a messenger RNA of Pocillopora damicornis (cauliflower coral), 1987 nucleotides long. Its product is annotated as ran-specific GTPase-activating protein. Gene Ontology annotation, molecular function: GTPase activator activity. Lineage: Eukaryota; Metazoa; Cnidaria; Anthozoa; Scleractinia; Pocilloporidae. The record is from RefSeq and is a predicted model, not a curated record. Gene Ontology annotation, cellular component: cytoplasm; nuclear pore. Gene Ontology annotation, biological process: nucleocytoplasmic transport.